AUGCUAACUGCUCUGCAGAUAGUAAACCUUGGAACUAAUAGCCUGUCAAAUGGACACUGUGCUACAAUGUGUGUAUUAGAUGUAUUUUCUAAUUGUUCUACUCUUCAAGUUCUGGAGCUAUCGGAAAAUGCUUUCAGUGGCAAAUUGUCAAGGGGCAUAGGAAAGCUCUCUCCUAGGCUAUCAGACCUGUACUUGGGUGACAACAACAUCACUGGCAACAUACCAGAAGAGAUUGGCAACCUUACUGAGUUGAUCGCUUUAUCUCUCGGUUUUAACAAUCUAAUUGGGCAGGUUCCGAGUGCAUUGGGCCAUCUGAAAAAUUUACAAUAUUUGGAAUUGAGCUCCAACAAAUUGCAAGGCAAUAUUCCAUUAGAGAUUAACGUGCUGGUAAACCUGGGAUAUCUAUUACUUAAUCUAAAUCAUCUUUCUGGAAGCAUUCCUUCAUAUAUGGGCGGUCUGCAACAGUUGAGGGAACUUGACUUAAGUAGUAACCAGCUCACAGGAAGGAUACCAAAUGCCAUUGGUCGUUGUUUCCGCCUGGAGAGGAUUGACCUCUCACACAAUAGCCUGACAGGAAAUAUCCCUAUGGAGAUCUCAAGACUCCAUUCAUUGCAGUUUUAUCUCAAUUUUUCCUACAAUUUAUUGACAGGUAGAUUGCCCUCGCUGGGAGGAAUGCAGCAGGUUCAAGCCAUAGAUAUCUCAGCUAAUAAACGCUCAGGACCUAUCUCUAGCGACAUUGGCAGUUGCUCAGGAUUGCAAUACCUGAACCUUGCCAAAAACAAAUUGGAGGGAAUUGUGCCAAUAUCAAUAGGGCAACUUAAGAGCCUUGAAAGUAUUGACAUAUCUUUCAAUGAAUUGUCUGGGCCAGUGCCACUUUCUAUUGCGAAUCUCACCAUGCUCCGACACUUAAAUUUCUCAUACAACUACUUGAAUGGAUCGGUUCCAAAUGAAGGGGCUUUCAGAAAGCUAUCCGCAAAAUCAUUUUUGGCGAAUCCAGGAUUAUGUGCAGCCUCAGGCUGGUUGAAUUUACCAAACUGCACAAGCUCUGACAAAAAUCAUGCUGCGUUCAAUAGGAAUAUUGUAUUGAUUGCUUCAACUGGCACAUUCUUCGCAUUGUGUUGCAUUUUGGGGAUUUUUUACACGUUAUACAGAAGAAUUAAAAGGCAUCCAAUUACAAAUAGUUUGUUGGGGGAAGGUUUCAUGCAAAUUUCUCGCCAGGAACUUUACACAGCAACCCAAGGAUUUAGUGCCGCUAAUUAA
Molecule: messenger RNA, 1260 nt
Organism: Cryptomeria japonica (Japanese cedar)
Lineage: Eukaryota; Viridiplantae; Streptophyta; Pinopsida; Cupressales; Cupressaceae
Product: putative leucine-rich repeat receptor-like serine/threonine-protein kinase At2g24130
Exons: 1
Coding region: 1-1260 (419 amino acids)
Molecular function (GO): protein binding
Source: RefSeq, a predicted model, not a curated record